UCCUAUCUCCGCCAAAUAAUAGGGGAGGAAUACAAUUAAGCACUUCCCAUUUUCAUUCCUUUGUCUCUCUCUCAACUCCCGCUCUUCAAUUCUAAGCUCCAAAAGGAAGUAGCAUAAGAUGGCAGAAGGUGAGGAUAUUCAGCCCCUCGUCUGCGACAAUGGGACAGGAAUGGUUAAGGCUGGGUUUGCGGGAGAUGAUGCCCCGCGAGCUGUAUUCCCUAGUAUUGUUGGCCGUCCCCGUCAUACUGGUGUGAUGGUUGGCAUGGGUCAAAAGGAUGCCUAUGUAGGAGAUGAAGCUCAAUCGAAGCGUGGUAUCUUAACUUUGAAAUACCCAAUUGAGCAUGGUAUUGUCAGCAAUUGGGAUGAUAUGGAGAAGAUAUGGCAUCAUACAUUCUAUAACGAGCUUCGUGUUGCCCCGGAGGAGCAUCCGGUCCUCCUAACCGAAGCACCUCUUAACCCUAAAGCUAAUCGUGAAAAAAUGACCCAGAUUAUGUUCGAGACUUUUAAUACACCAGCUAUGUAUGUUGCUAUACAAGCUGUUCUCUCGCUCUAUGCCAGUGGUCGUACCACCGGUAUUGUGUUGGACUCUGGUGAUGGUGUUAGCCACACAGUCCCAAUUUAUGAGGGGUAUGCCCUCCCACAUGCCAUUCUUCGUCUUGACUUGGCAGGUCGUGACCUCACUGAUAGUUUGAUGAAGAUCCUCACAGAGCGUGGUUACUCAUUCACCACCACAGCUGAGCGAGAAAUUGUUAGGGACGUGAAAGAAAAGCUUGCUUACAUAGCCCUAGACUAUGAGCAGGAACUAGAGACUUCAAAGACCAGCUCUUCUGUGGAGAAGAGCUAUGAGCUUCCCGAUGGGCAAGUGAUUACCAUUGGUGCUGAACGUUUCCGGUGCCCUGAGGUCCUUUUCCAACCAUCAAUGAUCGGAAUGGAAGCAGCUGGAAUCCACGAGACCACAUACAACUCUAUCAUGAAGUGUGAUGUCGAUAUUAGAAAGGACCUCUAUGGAAACAUAGUGCUCAGCGGUGGUUCUACCAUGUUCCCAGGUAUUGCUGAUAGAAUGAGCAAAGAAAUUACUGCAUUGGCUCCCAGUAGCAUGAAGAUUAAGGUAGUCGCACCACCAGAGAGGAAAUAUAGUGUCUGGAUAGGAGGCUCUAUCUUGGCUUCCCUCAGCACCUUCCAACAGAUGUGGAUUGCAAAGGCAGAGUAUGACGAAUCAGGUCCUUCAAUUGUCCACAGAAAGUGCUUUUGAUUAUCCGAGGACAAUGUUGAUAACGGGAGAUUACUUUCUUCUACUGGAACAGAAUGCAGCUUGUGGUGUUAUAUUUUGUCUUUGUUUUCUGUAUUUGUUGUUCUCAUUUUGGAUUGAGGAACUUGAGAGGGCAAAGAGUUGAUUGUUGGAUGAUCUUAUUCUUUUAUUUUUGUUCAUUUAGAAGUUUCAAACUGUUCCAUAAUAUACUUCCCUUGCUGUGUG
Molecule: messenger RNA, 1474 nt
Organism: Nicotiana tabacum (common tobacco)
Lineage: Eukaryota; Viridiplantae; Streptophyta; Magnoliopsida; Solanales; Solanaceae
Product: actin-97
Source: RefSeq, a predicted model, not a curated record